Messenger RNA from Megalobrama amblycephala (Wuchang bream), 4196 nucleotides. RefSeq names its product lysine-specific demethylase 9. The transcript is spliced from 7 exons. NCBI's taxonomy places the organism in Eukaryota, Metazoa, Chordata, Actinopteri, Cypriniformes, Xenocyprididae. Gene Ontology annotation, cellular component: nucleus. The record is from RefSeq and is a predicted model, not a curated record. Bases 452 to 2803 code for a protein of 783 amino acids.
UCAAGCCGCCAGGCAGGCAGAUGCGACGCAAAAGCCGAAGACGUCCGCCUGACGCAUGUUGUAAACAUAGAUCAACCAAAAAUAGAACAACUGAAAGGCAAGAAAGCGUCCCGCGUAAACGCCCGCGGAAGAAAUCCGACACCGCGCAACUAUGAUCAGGAUGUCGUGUAUUGUUCUUUGGUUGGUUUUGAGCUCAACGCAGAGCGCAUAGAAAUAUAUAUAUUUCCUUUCAACGAAACGGAACCGCCCAACCCCUGAAGCUGCUACAGCAUUACGUCAGCCACUGGACGAGGUGCGUGCAGUAACGCACGCAUCCCUUGAACCAUAGCAGUACAGAAACAUCACUACCCACAAAGCUACAGAUUGCGCGCAUGCGCGCUCUGAGCGGGAAAACUACAAACGCGUUAACUCCGAUUGGCUACGGACUAAAGAACUACAGCCCCCAACAGACAUGCGCAAAAAGUCCCUCUUAAAGCCUUUUAAAUUUACGUGCAAAAUGGCUGCACAGGUCGAUCUGCUUCGCGUCAAAGUAGAGGAGAAGAGCAGGGACAGCUUUGACAAAGCCACCAAAGAGAAGAAAAAGAAGAAAAAACGAGAAUGUUCGCCGUCCGAUGACAAGCGCGAGAGAUCGGAGAAGGAAGCGAAGAAAAUAAAGCUACAUCACCACCAACACAAUCACCAACAUGCCCAACAACGAGCGCAUCCACCGCACCAACAACAGAACAGUCAAGCGCGCAACUUCAGCAAAGAGCAGGUACCUGUGCAACACCGUCAUCCUCUCCAUCAUCACCACAACAGCACCAAGAAAGAAUUACCUCCGGUCUGGCCGCCGCGCAAAGUGACACCAGCAGCCCACGUCCCGCAGAAGACGGUCCUGCCGCCUUCCCCGCUGUUCACUUUCACGCCGCUGAAAGUAGCGAAGGCCAAGCCCCUCAAUAACAAGCCCAAACACAUUGAGAAGGACGCCAAACUUAAGCCCAAGAAGGAAAACGCCGAGGCGAACGUUAAAGUGGAGGAAUGCAAGAAGAAGAAAGAGCCCCACAGUGAAAAUGGCAAAACCCAGACCCUGGAGGAAUACCUCCUAAAGAAAAAGAAAAAGAAGAAGCGGCAUCGUGAAGAUGAGCGCGGCAAGAAGUUACGCGUGCACAACAAAGAGGUGCAGACGGUGUGUGCAGGAUUGCCAGGAGAUGCUCCACCUCUUUCUGAAGACCCUGUCGUACACGCGAACAUCAAAGAUGAAAAGCCGUGUCCGGGCUUUGGUGAGUACCACGCUCCCAAAGUUGGGAAGAAGCCGUUCCUCUCGCAUCAAGACCACUUCAUCCGCAGCUCGUGGCUUCAGACCAACUCCUCCUUCAGCAGACUCAUCCAUGAGGAAAAGCAGCCCAAUGGAGGGGCGUCAGUACUACAUGCUUAUGCAGAUGAACUGUCCUUACUGCGGCCCGGGGACACUGAAAGAUUCGCCCAGGAGUUCCUGGAUCUCGCCUUUGCUGAACACCCGAAAGGAGCUGCGCGGUACGCACUCGCCGUGGUGCAUGGAGCGGCCUCCUACCUGCCCGAUUUCUUGGACUACUUUGCCUUCAAUUUCCCAAAUACGCCUGUCAAGAUGGAAAUUCUUGGUAAAAAGGACAUUGAGACCACCACGAUUGCCAACUUCCACUCCCAGGUGAGCCGAACAUACUGCUCUGGGACAUAUAGAGCUGGUCCCAUGAGGCAGAUCAGUCUGGUCGGUGCAGUAGAUGAGGAAGUGGGCGAUUACUUCCCAGAGUUCUUGGAUAUGCUUGAGGAGUCUCCGUUUCUUAAGAUGACUUUGCCAUGGGGAAGCCUGUCCAGCCUGAAGCUUGACUGCAGAUCCCAGAGUGACGAUGGUCCCAUCAUGUGGGUGAGACCUGGAGAGCAGAUGGUCCCCACAGCUGAUAUGCCCAAGUCUCCAUUCAAGAGACGAAGAUCAAUGAAUGAGAUCAAGAACUUGCAUUACCUCCCGAGAGCCAGUGAACCGCGUGAAGUGCUGUUCGAGGAUCGGACACGAGCCCAUGCUGAUCACGUUGGCCAGAGCUUCGACUGGCAGAGUACAGCAGCUGUGGGUGUCCUGAAAGCAGUGCAGUUUGGGGAAUGGAGUGACCGGCCACGGAUAACCAAAGAUGUGGUCUGUUUUCACGCUGAGGACUUCAAUGAUGUUGUUCAAAGGCUUCAGCUAGACCUGUAUGAGCCACCUGUAUCACAGUGUGUCCAGUGGGUGGACGAUGCCAAACUCAACCAGUUACGACGGGAAGGCAUCCGCUACGUUCGUGUGCAGCUCUGUGAUGACGACAUCUACUUUAUCCCCCGCAACGUGAUCCACCAGUUUAAAACAGUCUCGGCCGUGUGCAGCCUGGCGUGGCACAUCCGUCUAAAGCAGUACCACUCCGAGGACGAGGAGGAGGUGGAGUCAAAGGACGUUAAGACCAAGGACCUGUGUUCCACAUCUUGUCCUUCCCCCUCUUCUUCCCCUGUUCACCCGGACACCAAAGUCACCUCCUGCGCCCGGCUACAAACAGACACGGCACAAGGUGGGGUGGCGAAAACGGACGAGCUGGUUUUCCAGAGGCCCGCUACGCCACCCAGAGAGCCGCAGCCCUCGCCUCCACAACCGGCUAAAUCCGCCCACACUGUUUCCGCCGCUCCCUGUUUGGAGACCAGCCCUCUCCCAGCGUCCUGCCCUCUGUCCUCGCCCACACCAGAGCAAAUGCUUCCACAGGUUCCCACCGAGCCUGCAUCAGACUCCUCCUCACUCAAUGGCAGCAGGUCCACGGAUUUCCCCAAAUGACUUCCGAAUCCAUCCUUUUGUGGAGGGGUGGAGUUUUAUUUCACCUAACAGAUUUGACUGACAUUCCACAGUGUAAAAAAAAAAAAAAAAAGGAAUAUCUGGACUUUGCCUAAAAAUUAUGAAGACUGUAUAUUUUUCUUUUUUAGAUUUUGGUUAAGAAAAUGACCCCACAAGUACUUUUUAGGUUUUUCUCAGCCAAAGUAUUUAAUUUGAAAUAUAUUUUUGCUGAUUACUCAGUAUUGUUUUAUAUUUGUUUAUAUAUUAUUAUAAAUGAGAAUUAUCUCUCGAGGGACUUUUCAUGUUGUUUCCCAUCAUGUUGAUCUGCUAAUUGGUUUUACAAACAAGGAAAAAAAGUGCCUGUCACAAGUGGAGAGCAGCAAUCAUAUCUUAAAAGAGAAAGUCUUUUUUUUUUUUUUUUUUUUUUUUCCCCCCUCCUUCCCUUGGUGUAAUGUCACUCUGAAGUAUCUGACGUAUUUAAGCUAGGCUAGAGAGAAGGUAUCAGUUUCAAGUGAGAGAUUUGCUUUUUCAGUUCCUCUGGUUUUAAAUUAAAACCCUUUGCUUGAAGGAAAAUUAAUUAUUUUUUUGAAUGAGUAAUAGCAGUAAUUAUCAAAGAGGAACCUGUGCAUUACCUCUCAUGUAUGCAGGAAAUAGGAUAUGGCCUCCACAAGAGGGUUGUUCAUUUGUUUGUUCAUUUUAAUUAUUUAUUUUUGUCCAGAAUAGUCAGUCUUUUAAGAUCAUGGUCAUAGAUUUUAUUUGUCAUGUUCAUUUUCUGUCUGUUGUGUAUACAGAAGCCAUUGUGCUUUUUCUUUUACAUUUUUACUUUGGGCUUGGAAGAGAUAUUCCAUCUAAGACCGAACUUUAGCAGAAAAUUAGAUGGAAAUGUAAUAACCAAACCUGUACUCAGGGGCAACAUGCUGAUGCCUUUUCAUUUGGUCAAGUCUCCUUCUACUGUGUUUACUUUUGAAGUUUUAUAGUAAUCUAAUCCAUUUGUUCAGAUUAUUGGGAUUUACUGAGCUCUUGAACCUAUAAUUCUGACAUGUUAGAAUGAGCUUUAUUUAAGGAAACGGUCCCUUGUUGCAAAUGGAUCAUCUAAACAAGCUUCCAUUCAGAUUUUACUCCUGAUCCUGCUCAUACUGUCAUAGUAGUUUUAGAGUCUGAACGGAAAGAUUUUUAUUUUAUUUUUUAAAUCAUACUUAAUUAUGCUCUGGACAUUUGUGUUUCUGUCUUUGUCACCUUUUUUUUUUUUUGUCCCAAAUUAUUAUUCCUGUUGCUUCGGCCAUUUUAAGCAUUUGUUGAAUUUUUCUGAAAGUCAGUGAGUGCAAAUAUGAAUUAACUCAGUAAUACACAUGAACGUGGUAUGAAUAAAUUCCUGCGCUUUUCUUGAACCAGAAAA